AUGGAUGAUAUCCACUGUUUUUAUAAUUUAUAUUCGGUUAAAAUUCCCGUAAGACCAACUGAUGGUAAAGGUGUAUUCCGAUUUAUAGAGGCCCUUUUAAAUUUAAGAAAUAUUAUAAUUAUAAACAUGUCGUUAUUAUGCCAUUCUGCCAAUGUUAGAUCCCAACGACUUAGAAAGCGAAGUUUAAAUGUAUUUACCCCUCCACCACAAUU
This is a messenger RNA of Racocetra persica, 212 nucleotides long. The record is from the annotation of a GenBank genome assembly. NCBI's taxonomy places the organism in Eukaryota, Fungi, Glomeromycota, Glomeromycetes, Diversisporales, Gigasporaceae.